AUGGCAUGCCUAUCCUCCCUAAAGUCAGGCCACGACUGCAAAUCUCCCUACGGCCAAGGCGCGCCAGCACCUCUGCCACAGAUUGCCUCACUGGCCCAACAGGCCCUCAAUUUGCCUGUUCAACAGAAGGAGGGCUCACGAGAUCUCAUUCUCACGGGACCGGAGGGAUGCAACCUCUUCAUCUAUCACCUGCCCCAGGAGUUUGGCGAUCCCGAGCUGGCUCAAAUGUUUAUGCCGUUUGGAACGGUCAUUAGCGCUAAAGUCUACGUUGACAGAGCUACCAGCCAAAGCAAAUGCUUCGGUAGGUUUGCCUAUACUUCCCUCUUGCUCGCUUCUAAGUAA
This is a messenger RNA of Hydatigera taeniaeformis, 342 nucleotides long. NCBI's taxonomy places the organism in Eukaryota, Metazoa, Platyhelminthes, Cestoda, Cyclophyllidea, Taeniidae. The record is from the annotation of a GenBank genome assembly.